UAAUCAUGCUGUUAUAACACAAAAAAUACUGUGAGGGGUAUGGCCCACUGAGAUAACUUAAAAUGUGAGAGUGACUUGGCCAACACCACCCAUUCACCUUCAUGGCUGAGUGAAACUAUGAAGACAAGUCCCAUACUCUUUUCAUGACAACUCACAGUGUUUAGCUUUAUAGAAUUGUCACUACUGGGUAUGUACAUACUUGCUUUAUAUAUUCUCACCAGAAUUUUUAGCAAACUGCUUUUGUAUUUCCUUUCCCACAGCCCUUUGAGCUAUUUCACAGAGCUUGAAAGAAUCCCUCCAGAGCAUGACAUUACACACCUGUGUAUACACUUGGGAGUGACUGCACAGAAUUAGAGCACAAGAAGAACUCUGCUGGAUCCGACUUGUCUUUCUGACUUCUGAUGUACAUCCUGCUUCAAAAAAAAUGUCCUCUCCUGGGCCUGCAAAAGCUGCAGGAAGGGCAUGCCUGGAGGCCAAGUACUACAGCCCCCUCUGAUGAAAUGCUGCUGUUUCCUGUUACACCAAGAAUAACUGGAAAGAAAAUAGGACAGCCUUAAGAUGAAUAUCAAUUUCAAAGCCCAACCUGAGCCUCAGCUGAACCCGUAUGAGAAAACAACUUACUUUGUUAGCAGACACUCUCCACAUCCUAAGACAGUGUGCCACAUUAAAGGGUUAAAUGAUGCACCAGUCUGUGUUGUAAAAGACCGAGGAUUCAAUGAAGGACACUUCAUCUUACCAAGCUCAGCAUUCAAUCAGUUAUAUAGGCGCACAGGAACAGCUGGUAAUACUUCUCUUCCUAGCACUACUCUGCCUAGCCUGGGGCAAAACCUACCCAAGCUGAAAACUGAACAGCUAAAUGAAAUCUCAAGAAGAUUAACAAACACCCCACUGUUAAAGAAAAAGGAUGACCCUGUGAGGAGAUAUCUAACAGAACAUCCACAGAGUAGGACCAUCCAGGACCACCAUCUUUCAUCUGGCCAAGCAAUGCGAUACAGACCAGAAAUCACAGAGAAUAUUAAUUAUGCUCCAACCUACUUGGAAAAUGAAAUAAAAGUACUUGAAAAGCUUCGUGAUAUUUUACAGACAGACUCCCUUGCAGAGAUUCAAAAUUGGUUAGCAAGAGCAAGUAUAAGAGAGAAAGAGUUUGUGUCUAACUUCAUACGCUCUGAUGUGACCAGCCGUGAUCUGCUGAAUUAUCAGCAAAAGGUACAGACGGAAAAUGAAGCAAAGAAUCUGAAUUUGCAGACUCUGCUGAAGUCUCGAAAGGGAAUUCAGAAAACACCACCAGAUGAAAGCAACCAGAUCAGGCCUGUAAGUCAAGCAUCAACAGCUAGUAAAAGAUCAAGAGUAGGAAAGGACAGAAAUCGUUCACUCUCAAGAGAGAAAAUCAAAAUCCCAACUUCAGAUAAUCUACCAUUAGAGAAUUCUCACACCAGAAAUGGAACUCAUGAAAGCCUAGCACAGGCUCCUGCAUCAUCACAAACCAGCACUCAUUUGCUGUAUAGGAAGUCUCGCUCCAAGCGGCACUACCUUCAUUGAAAGGAAGAUGCUCAGAUUUAGGACCUCUGAAAAGAAGUGUGACAUUUUCUCCAUACACAAUAUGCAUCGUAAAGUUAUCUUAACUAGGCUCACACCUUCAAGCUUCCAUUAAAAAAAAAGCUGUUACCUAAGAUGUUUUACUUAAAUGCACACACAGACUUGCAUCUGAAAUCUUAAUUGACAGUAUGCAAAAAUGGUAAACAAAUAAAAAUAUUUUUUCCUCUUAUAAAGGAGUCGAUGAUAUAUGCCCUAUUCUUGAUAUGGGGAUAAAUCAUGGACAUUUCCAUCCUUUCAGACAAAAGUAAACCAUUCCUUCAUAACAUUCAGGGUUUUGAGUAUAUUUCACAAUUAAUGCAGCAUACGUAGAUUCAGUUUUUUAAAAACUGAAAACUAAUACAUUUUUUUUAAAAAAAAUGAACAUCUACAGCAGUUAUAGGAAUCAUGCAAUAUUUUAGAUAUUGUUGGUCUGUAACUACCAUCACUGACCCUCUGAAAUUUAUAGGUUUGCUAAUACCUCAGCCAUUUCAGCGAGUUUAACAUAGGUUUUUAAAGUUCAGCAGAGCCAAACCAAUAGUUCUCUCACAAUUCAUCCUUUUCACUGACCAGAAAAGUACUAUUAAGAACAAUUAACUCUACUCCACCCGUAUAAAGUAUCAAGAUCUAUUUUAUUUAAAAAUGCUAUCAGUAUUCAUUCCACAAAAUGCAGCCCAGUAUAUACAAAACUAAUGGUGGACCAAUUUAUUCAUGGAAAUGAAAAACCAGCCAACAAGAAAAAUACCCUCAUACUCAAGACUGCACAGACAUCUAUAAGAAUAAAGUAAGUCUUGAUACUUCAUACUAGUGGAGUACUGUACAGUUAAUUGCUCUUAACAGUACUUUUCUGCUCUGUGAAAGGAUUGGAUUGUGAGAGAACUAUUGUUGGUAUCCAAUACUACACAGAAAUCUUUCAAGAUAUGCAUGUGCACACAUACUGCAUUAAUAGUGCAUUUCCAAAGUAAUUUAGUUAUAUUUUCGUUUCAACAAAUCUGUUUUGGCAUCCAAAGACAACCAUGCACUAAUGGAGAAAUAUUUACAUGCCUGUGAUAAGCACAAUUAUCCAUUCCUCAUUCUAGUUUCAGCUCCUCGUGUUACACAAAUAACCACACUGGAUUGUCUGCCAACUUUCAGAAGCAGCUAUGAAUACUUAAGUCCUACAGUGGAAUGGGAGUCUCAGUGCAUGUAUGGAAUAGCAUACAUGGCCCUUUAAAUACUGGGCCUGCCCAUUAAUGCUUCAAACUAAUACAUAGCACUCUGUUUGUUUAUCAUAGCAUAAUGUUAGACAAGGAAAAAUAAUGCCUAUGCCCUCUAGUUCCCCUUCCACCCAAUACCAAUGUGCACCUGCUCUUUUGCUGAUUUGAGUCCUCCACCAAAAGAAACCGAACCAAAGCAAGUAAGAGCACAGAAACAAGAGAUACCCAUGACUAUUCUGGUGAGGUGGUCACAUUUCAUUGUACUAUAAUAAAGCAAUAUGGCCCAUCUUCAGACUCUUUCCCUAGACACUAACAGCUGAGUCUGCAGUCUUCAGGAUCCUCUCUGUCUGGGAGUACUGUAAAGAUUCACAUACACUAAUUUAAACAGUUAUACAUCCAUGUCAAACGCUUCAUAAAGUGCCCAGACUGCAACCUAAUCUUCCUGGGCACAUAUUUAUACAACUUACUCUAGGGAACUAUUAAACUUGUCUUUAGAGAUUUGGCUAGUCAUUAAUAUGAAAAGCCCUCUGUGCAAUGUAGAAUAACCACAAUGUUAUGGGAGUUGUACAUGACCAACUAUUCCUUAAAAAGGCAGGCAACAUGAUAGCAUAGAGAAUGAAAUCCAUUUCUACAAAUGUAGCUGUAUUAUUUAAAAAAACAAAAACAAACUAGAGACCAUGGUUUAGUACUCACCCAAUGCUAAAACAGCAAGACGUAGAGCCAUUUCUGUCAUUUACGAUGUGUCUAAGCCACUUGGAAGGAAAGGUGUGCUUAUUUGCAAUGCCAAGGGUAUUCUUUUACUGCAAAUAAGUGCAAACUGAAUGAAGUUGGGCAACUUGAAUUAACAUCCAUACUAUAAGGAAGAUUUGUACAAGCUUUGGUUGAGAGACCAAUGAAACACAGAAUGAGAGCACUUGGGCUCAAAUCUGUAACAGAACUGAAGACGUGACUGCAGAUUAAAGGUGAGCAAUUGUGGCCCUCCAAAUGUCAAAUGGACUAUAACACUUAUCACCCUCUGCCACAGCCAUACAAGCUAGGACUAACUAGAACAACAGUACAUCUGAAGGGAUGUAAAUUGCCCAUCUCUUUUCAGACUGUGUGUUUACUAUGACAGUUGGUCACAUUAGUCAUUAUUAAAUUUAAAUUCAAUUGACUUCAGUCAGGGUCUACCAUAAACAUCAUUAAGUAUGUGAUGAAUCCCAUGUAUACCAAAUAAAGAACGCGAACAAAAAUGGA
This is a messenger RNA of Sceloporus undulatus (fence lizard), 4004 nucleotides long. It is a transcript of the gene C5H4orf17, whose product is annotated as chromosome 5 C4orf17 homolog. The transcript has 9 exons. The record is from RefSeq and is a predicted model, not a curated record. NCBI's taxonomy places the organism in Eukaryota, Metazoa, Chordata, Lepidosauria, Squamata, Phrynosomatidae. The coding region runs from base 559 to 1539 and encodes 326 amino acids.